CUUGCCGUGAAGCCGAUAUUUGAAAGUAGUUCUUUUAAUUUAGUGAUAAAAACUAGUGAUAUUUACCGUAAAUCAUUUCUAAAUAUCGUUUUUAUAUUGUUUGCUAUCGGAGUUAAUAGCUUCUAAUUGAAUUAAGGGUGCACAAUCAUGCUCAACGAAAAUAUAUGCGUUGCGCUGUACAAUGUUUUCCCGGUUUUACAGGAUAAGCUUACCGUUGUACAUGUCACGGACGAACAAAUUUCACAACUUUCGAUGCAGCUGGAAAGGCUAGGAAACCUGCCGAUAAUCUACGAAACUAUCUUCUUCAAAAUCGAUCGCAUGAUGCGCUCGGAAACGGUGCCGAACUUCUGGCGCCAUUUUCAAGGGGAAACUGAUUCGGCCCCGAAAGAUCAGCCGCUGAAAAAUCAACACUUUUUCCGCUUUCAACGAGCCGUCAGCGAGCUGUACCAAGAUUUCGGACGAUAUUACCUUCAGCUCAAGCGGCUCCAGAAGGUAAAGCAAGGGGUGCCGCUUCCGGUCGAUGUCGCUAGGAAACCCAGUGAUUUGAGUGAAUUCAAUCGGAUGUUUCGGUGUGCUCUCCUCGCGCAACUUCCGACCGAUUUCAACGAUUUGGUGUAUGAGUUCUACAGCAUCGCAUUCAAGGUGUUUGCCUUGACCCAUGCGGACGGAGACGAUUCCAUGGAAGUUCCUGACUCGUUUCAGUGCACCGCCUGUGGUUUGGAAUCAACCAAUUGUCAGUGUCAAAGUUUGGCAAAUGCUUUUACCAGUACGAACCAGCAGCUGGCCACCUUGGGGCUUUUGGAUAAAAUUGCUGGGUUUACACUGACGGCUUUGAUCCAGGAGAGGAUCGACGCCAAGAUUGGGGAAACGAAGGAGAAUUUUUCCGUUUCGCAUAUGGAGUCGUUGGAGCGAUGGCUGAACACGGUGGUGCUGCAAUGGUUGACGAGAAUCUACAAUCGCGGUUCGUUGUCCAUCGGGACGGGGAAUGGGAAGAUUGAGGAGGCCAUUCGUAACUUCCAGACUAAGUUGAGCUUCUAUUUGUACGAGAACUAUGCGAACACGAUCAUAGAGCAGUUCUUCGGGAUAAUUAUAGACUUUCCCAUGUCUCAAGCCGCCAUCGAUGACUUGAAAAUCUGCAUGGAAAAGAUCGAUUUGAAGAGUCACUUGGUGAAGACCAUGAAGUGCACUUUGAAUAAUAAACUUCUGCAUCCGGGAGUUGAUACACCGGACAUUCUGACUGGUUACGUGGCUGCGAUCAAGGCACUGAGAUAUUUGGAUCCGACUGGAGUGUUGCUGCAGACGAUAACGGAACCGGUUAAGGAGUAUCUUCGAAAUAGACCAGACACAGUCCGAUGUGUUGUCACCGGAUUGACGGAAGAAGGUAGCUCAGAUUUGUCGGAUGAGCUCGCGAGAAGUGAAUACGCUAGGGCUAAAGCGAGCUCUAAUGAGAAACUAGAAUUGACCGAUUGGGAGAACUGGAAUCCCGACCCGGUAAAUGCGGAUUUGGCCGUAGCGAAGGACCCUCGAUCGGGAAAGCCUUCCGAUAUUAUUUCGAUGGUGGUCGAUAUCUACGGUAGCAAAGAGUUGUUCGUGAAUGAAUACCGGAAUCUACUAGCGGAGAGAUUGCUAUCUCAAUUGGAUUGCAAUACGGAGAAAGAAAUGCGCAACUUGGAGCUUCUCAAAAUUCGUUUUGGCGACACAUUGCUGCACAGCUGUGAAGUUAUGUUGAAAGACAUUAACGACUCCAAACGUAUUAAUUCUCACAUUCUAUCGGAAGAAUCAGAACUUGAUGGAGAUAAACCUUUCGAUAUGUCUGCCUUGGUCGUUUCUUCCCAGUUUUGGCCAACGUUCAAAAAGGAAACUAUGGAAUUACCUCCAGCGAUCAAGGCAAUGUUUGAUCAAUACACAAAGGCGUUUGAGUCAUUCAAGGACAAUCGGACCCUCCACUGGACUCCACUGAAUGGGAGGGUCGUCAUUGACCUGGAAGUGGACGGAAAAACAACCGAAAUGCUAGUAACCCCCGCGCAGGCCACCAUUGCCAUUCACUUCAGCGAGCAAAACGAAUGGGAACUGGAUAAGCUUGGCCAAAAAAUGAAUAUGCCCCCGUCAAUCCUGCGAAAGCGACUGGUAUUUUGGCAAGCUCAAGGCUUGAUCCGAGAGGCUACGGAAAACUACUUCGUGCUGAACGACCGCAACAAACCGGAAGCAGCUGAAGAAUUACAAGUGCAACCACCGGAAAUGUGCGAAGAUGAUGACACCGAAUGCGCCAUGGAAUCCGCGAGCGACCAACGGGAAGAGGAGUUGCAGGUCUUCUGGUCGUACAUCGAAGCGAUGCUUACGAAUCUGGAUUCGCUGCCACUGGAGCGCAUCCAUCAGAUGUUGAAAAUGUUUGCCUCUCAGGUGGAAUUCACCCAGGAAGAGCUAAAAAAAAUUCUGCAGCGAAAAGUCCGAGAGCAUAAGCUUGUAUAUACUGGCGGAGUGUAUCAAUUGCCCAAGGCUUAGGAUUCGAAUAAAUGAAACAUCGUAAAACUA
Aedes albopictus (Asian tiger mosquito) is the source of this 2532-nucleotide messenger RNA. RefSeq names its product anaphase-promoting complex subunit 2 (gene morula). Lineage: Eukaryota; Metazoa; Arthropoda; Insecta; Diptera; Culicidae. The coding region runs from base 148 to 2502 and encodes 784 amino acids. The transcript has 3 exons. The record is from RefSeq and is a predicted model, not a curated record. Gene Ontology annotation, biological process: protein K11-linked ubiquitination; metaphase/anaphase transition of mitotic cell cycle; ubiquitin-dependent protein catabolic process. Gene Ontology annotation, molecular function: ubiquitin protein ligase binding. Gene Ontology annotation, cellular component: anaphase-promoting complex.